Molecule: messenger RNA, 1065 nt
Organism: Eptesicus fuscus (big brown bat)
Lineage: Eukaryota; Metazoa; Chordata; Mammalia; Chiroptera; Vespertilionidae
Gene: GPR20
Product: G protein-coupled receptor 20
Exons: 1
Coding region: 1-1065 (354 amino acids)
Biological process (GO): positive regulation of Rho protein signal transduction; phospholipase C-activating G protein-coupled receptor signaling pathway
Cellular component (GO): membrane
Molecular function (GO): G protein-coupled receptor activity
Source: RefSeq, a predicted model, not a curated record
AUGGCCUCUGAGUCUCCGGCGGCCCCCAAUGCCACGGCGGCGGCGGCGUGGGCCAACGUCAGCGCGCCCGAGGGGCCCCUGUUCCACGUGUUCGCGGCGCUGGACGAGGAGCUGCACCGCGCCUUCCCGGGCCUGUGGCUGGCGCUGCUGGCCGUGCACGGCGUCGUCUUCCUCGCGGGGCUGGCGCUCAACGGGCUGGCGCUGUACGUCUUCUGCUGCGGCACGCGGGCCGCCACGCCCUCCGUCACCUACACCGUCAACCUGGUGGUGACGGACCUGCUGGUGGACCUGUCGCUGCCCACGCGCUUCGCCGUCUUCUACGGCGCGCGGGGCUGCCCGCGCUGCGCCUUCCCGCACGUCUUCGGCUACUUCCUCAACAUGCACUGCUCCAUCCUCUUCCUCACCUGCAUCUGCGUGGACCGCUACCUGGCCAUCGUGCGGCCCGAGGGCUCCCGCCGCUGGCGCCAGCCGGCCUGCGCCCGGGCCGUGUGCGCCCUCGUGUGGCUGGCGGCCGGCGCCGUGACGCUGUCGGUGCUGGGCGCGGCGGCCGGCGGGCCCUGCUGCCGCGUGUUCGCGCUGACGGUGCUGGAGUUCCUGCUGCCGCUGCUGGUCAUCAGCGUGUUCACCGGCCGCAUCGUGUGCGCGCUGUCCCGGCCGGGCCUCCUGCGCCAGGGCCGCCGGCGCCGCGUGCGCGCCGUGCAGCUGCUGCUCACCGUGCUCGUCAUCUUCCUGGUCUGCUUCACGCCCUUCCACGCGCUCCAGGUGGCCGUGGCGCUGUGGCCCGGCAUCCCCCGCCGCACCAGCCUCGUGGCCUACCACGUGGCCGUGACGCUCAGCAGCCUCAACAGCUGCAUGGACCCCAUCGUGUACUGCUUCGUCACCAGCGGCUUCCAGGCCACCGUCCGCGGCCUCUUCCGCCGGCACGCCGCCGCCGCCGAGGGCGAGCCCGGAGCCGGCGCCGAGGUCGGCCUGCGCAAGAGCUCCCGGGGCUCGGGCCACCGCCACAUCCUCGGCGCCGGCCCCUGUGCCCUCAGCCAGGCCCUGGCUAACGCGCCCGAGGCGUGA